GUGGUCUGUUACUGAAUUGUCAAAAUCAUUAAGAAGUGCGUUUUAAUCAAUAGUUGUUGCAAUAUUUUUAAUAUUCAUGAAAUUCAUUUUAAGUAUGAAGUUUUGUGCUAGUUAUUAGACGAUUUUAAAAGUACUGGAAAAUAACUAAACAUGGCCAGUUCAGUCAUUUUAGCGGGCCUUGGAAUGGCAGCAGUCGGGUUCGCCGGCCGAUACGUCCUACGACAAAUGCCGAACGCAACAUCAAAAUUUGCCGAAGCUGUUAAAAAUUUACCGAAAUUCGAUAGCGAAAGUCUAGCUAAUUCUAAAUAUUAUAAAGGUGGAUUUGAACCUAAGAUGACCAAAAGGGAAGCUGCUUUAAUUUUAGGUGUCAGUCCUACAGCUAGCAAAGCUAAGAUUCGGGAUGCCCAUAGAAAAGUAAUGUUGCUAAACCAUCCGGAUCGAGGAGGUUCACCAUUGAUAGCAGCUAAAAUAAACGAAGCUAAAGACCUUUUGGAAAGUGGGAAGUCAUAACAUGAUAGAUUUAGCAAAAUUAUGUGUAUAUAGAACAAUGUUAGAACAAAGUUGCUGUUAAAAUGUUUGGCUAGACUAAUUACCUGAUUGAUGUAGUAGCAUUCAACUUUGUUUAUAAGGGUAAUUAUAAAUAAAAUUCAUUUUAACAUCUCAAUAGUCUAUUCUGUCACAAUGAACAUCCAUACAUGUAUUAUGGCAUAUCCUAACAUGAUUAUAGGGAAUUAGGCAGACAGCUUGCUAAUCACAGCACAAUACACAAGGACCCACAGAAACCAUCAAAAAUGUAUUUUAUAAAAAUACAUUGAAACAUUCUAUAGUAAACAUGUCUAUUAAUACAGUU
Molecule: messenger RNA, 850 nt
Organism: Trichoplusia ni (cabbage looper)
Lineage: Eukaryota; Metazoa; Arthropoda; Insecta; Lepidoptera; Noctuidae
Product: mitochondrial import inner membrane translocase subunit TIM14
Exons: 3
Coding region: 151-510 (119 amino acids)
Biological process (GO): protein import into mitochondrial matrix
Cellular component (GO): PAM complex, Tim23 associated import motor
Molecular function (GO): ATPase activator activity
Source: RefSeq, a predicted model, not a curated record